This is a messenger RNA of Emiliania huxleyi CCMP1516, 926 nucleotides long. RefSeq lists its product as hypothetical. The record is from RefSeq and is a predicted model, not a curated record. The transcript has 3 exons. The coding region runs from base 1 to 696 and encodes 231 amino acids. Lineage: Eukaryota; Haptophyta; Isochrysidales; Noelaerhabdaceae.
AUGUCAGCCACACCAGAGUCUUCACACGUAUCAUUCGACUCACUCCUCAAGCGGGCUCGCGAGAACGACGCGGCAUCCAGAGCCGCCGCGGCCACAGAGUACCGGCUGCGGGCGACGGUCCUGCUCGAGUCGGGCGCGCACGCAGAAGGCCUGCACCGAACCCUCUGGCAAGGGGCGCUCACACCAACCCUCGUGGACUUGGCCGGGCUGUGCGCACUUUACACCGGAGCCGUGGCGCCGAUUGACGCGCCGCCGCCGACCAUGGAGGAGCUCUCGCAGUGCAGCGCGCUGCGGGGCUUCGCGCACCAGCUGCGUGAGGCGCAGAGGCCGGCGGAGCUGCCUCCCGCAGAUGGCACGCCAUCGUCCUCGUCCUGGCCGCAGUGGCGAGCACCGCAACCGGCGCUGAGCUCCGACGGAGGCCCGCCCCCAAUCGCCGCGCAGCCUGCGCCGGCGGCUGGCGGGCUCCGGCACCUCCGAGGGCCGGCGGCGGAGCGGGCCGCCUGCCCGCCGAGCAAGGCGGUCGCGGGGCGGGGUGGGGCGCGCAGCAGCGAGCGCCUCCGCACGCCCACCACGCGCAAGGCGAGACGCGCCGCGUGGAGGCGCAGCCUCGUCAAGAGCCUCGUCACGCGGCGGCCUCCGCGGCGGAGAGCGCGGGCGGCUUCAUGUCGGCGCGGGAUCGGCGCCAAAUCGACCUGAUGCGCAAGGGCGGCAAGGGCGGCGGAGGGGGCGGCGGAGGUGGCGGAGGUGGCGGAGGCGGCGGAGGGGGCGGAGGCGGCGGUGGCCACUACAGCGGUGGCGGCCGGGGGGGCGGCGGGCCCCCGGGGCUGCACGCCGCCCUGAAUGGUCCUCCCGACGGCGGUGGCGGCACCUCGGGCGGUGGCGGCACCUCGGGGGGGGCGCGGGCCGCGGGGCUGCGGCGGCCGUUC